UAUGGUGUUUGGACUCUAUACAAAGAUUUUAUCCGCAUAUUCGUGUUAGUUUGAAAUUCAUUCAUUACCACUGAUCACUGCCUAUUAACUUCCUGAUCAUUUUCAUUGGACGAUAUAAAUAUUACAAGACGUUUUCUAAAUUACUGAUCAAUGUUCAUUAUAGGAAAUGCUGCAUAUUCUGUUGGAGGAACUAUUAUCCCGUUUCAACACUUGCCAGAAUAGAUACAGGAGAUGUCACUUUCACCGAAAAAAGUAUGUAAAUCAUGUGGAAAUCUAAGUCAAACUCUAGACAAUUGCACACACUGCGGUGAAAAGUUUGCAGACGGAGUUGUAGCAAAGAGAAAAAAGGAACUUGAACCGCCAUCUGAGUUACCUGUGUGUUCAGAAAAAUCAACGACUAAAGAUUAUACAAUGAAACGAUCUGUCUCUCUUUAUAGUACAACGUCUGGAAAACCGAAGGCAGGAGCAAUCAAACACUAUGAUGUCGACAACAGCACUCAGGCAUCAAAUCGCAGUUCCAAUUACCUCAAUGUAGAAAUGAAAGAUAGUUAUGUUGAAGCAAUACGCGAUUUUGAUAAAAUGAGACCUGGAGAUUUAACCAUACGGACUGGAGACAUAAUUACCCUUGUGAGGGAACACAAUGAUGGAUACAUGGAAGGGAGACUUGGAAAAGAAGAAGGUCUUUUUCCUACUUCUCACGUAAAGGCAUAUAAUAAACAAGGUAGCCUCAGUUCCGGUCAAACAUCACAUGACAAGUCUGAGUACUUCAACGUCGAUCUGAAAGAAAGUGCAUCAGUGGUUCCAGAUGUACCACCACGAAAAUUUAAUCUGAAUUCAAGUUUUCCGUCUGCAGGCCUGGAUCAAGAUCUUCUGGAACUACCACCAGCACCACCUAGGCCUUUUCGAAAAGAUAAUACCAACGAUGGAACGAAAGAAUCCGAAGAUGUCGGCCCGAAACUUCCACCGAAACCAUCAAGGAAAAAUGUUGAAACAUUCGAUACUACUAAUAGAUACUUAUCAUUCAAGAAAGAAGAUCAAAUUUAUAAUGCUGAAAACGAAGAUGAAAUUAGAAUCAUACUGCUGGGGAAAACCGGAUCAGGCAAGAGCGCUACUGGAAAUUCUAUUGUAGGAGAAAAAAUGUUUAAAUCAGAUAUCAGUGGAAAGUCCGUAACUAAAAAAUGUGAAAAAUUUGACGUCAGAUGCAAUGGAAGAAAAUUAAUGGUAAUUGAUACACCCGGUUUGUUUGACACAACGUUAUCACAAGACGUCGUCAAAAAUGAAAUAAUUCGCUGCGCGGAUAUGUCCUUACCUGGCCCACAUGUGUUUAUGAUCGUGCUUCAGAUAACAAGGUUAACAGCAGAGGAAACCGAGGCUUUAGAACAACUGUUUGAAACUUUUGGCACGUCCAUGGGGAAGUACUCUUUGAUAGUUUUCACGAGAUCAGAUGAGUUGAAAAGAGAAGGAAAAAGCAUUAAAUCUUUUAUUGAGGAAACAGGCUCACCUCUGACUGAUUUUAUACGAAAAUGCAGAGAUCGUUAUUUUGCGAUGGACAACACUACAACUGGACAAGUUAAGAAUCAAAUGGUCACGGAGUUAGUGAAAGUAGUUGCAGAUAUAGUAAAAGAUAACGGCGGUCGUCAUUUUACAAAUAGAAUUAUCGAGGAAGCAUGCCAAGCUAGAAAAGCGUAUGACUCUUUGAAUCAAACAGACGAUCUUCAGCAAUUACAUAACAAAGACGAAGAUGACGAUGUAUUUGAUGAUGAUUUUGACGUGUAUAAAGGCGAUAGCAUUUCGGUCGAAAGCCAUGAUUCCGGAGUUUCAAUGUCAAAUCAACCUAUAUAUGAUGAAAUAUAUGAAGGAUAUAAUUCUAAGGAGAACGAGAUUAGGAACCUUAUUGACAAAACUCACAGCAAAAUUAAGAGCACUGAGACAAUAAAAAAUCGUCUACAGGAACAAAUUGAAAACGAUAUGGCGAAGAUCGAUUUACAAUUGACAAAGAAGAAGAAGGAGGUUAUUGAUAUCAAGGCUGACCUUGACCGUUUAACAAACCAGUGCCGUACACUAGAACAGCAGAGGAGAGACAUAGAGUGUAAAACAAGAAACGACAAUCAAGAAUAUGAUUUAAAACUGAAGCAGUUACACAAAAGGAGAAGAGAUUAUCAGAAUCAAAUAGACAGCCUUGAGCGAAAAAAAAUGGAGUCAAGACAGAAAAUUUCGAAAGAGUCUGCAAGUUUGCAAACCAAGAUAAAUACUCUUCAAAACGGCUGUUUGAUUAUGUAAAUUUUGAGAUGCUGAACAUAAUGAUAUAACGAUUAAAAGCAAUUCUAUCUGAACUGAAACAGUGAUAAAAGUUUUGUAUUGACGUCACAUGUGUAUAUAGUUAUAAAUAUGAAUUUGAUUAUCAUUCACCUUUUGCAUACGCGGUUUAUUGAAAAAUACUUUUCUUUUUGCUUUCAGUCAAUUAAAUAAUUACUGAGGCAAUUUACCGAAAAAAUGUUUGUAAUUUGUAUUUUUUUUUGGAAAAUUUUACUCAUUUCUCUUCAUAUUGUAGUCCUAUUACAUUGGCCCCUUUUAUUGCAUUUGAUAACAUGAAGCUUGUUUUCAAUUGUUUACGAGCAAUUGCUGAUUUUUAUAUUUUAUUUGGAAAAAGUGUGAUGUAAAAUGAGUUGAAAAACAAUAGUAAGACAUAAAUUUUGGAGGGAGAUUUAUUAACAUAUGUAGAGGUGUUAAUGAUUAUUUGAUAUAUAAUCAUACAAAGUUUUAUUUUAAUCACAUUUAUUGAUAUGGUGAUUUAUUUCGAAAAUCUUAUGUGUUUUUACGUCUUAUAAGAACAGCAUGUGUUUAUUUCAAUUUAUCUUUGUUCUAAAUAUGACUUUAUUGCAUAAGGUGGUAAAAUUUUUAAAGUGUUAAAUUUGAUUUUAAUAAGAUAAUCUAAAAGUUUUCCGAUAUACAGGUUUAUAUCUAGAACAGUUUAUUUCUUUUUUUUGUAUUUGUUUCUUUUUUGAAUUUUUUGAAUUUAAGUUGAAGCUGUUUCUAUUUGGUAUAUAUCAAGUACAAAAGUAUUUGCUAAAUUGUAUUAUACUAAAUAGAAUACAAUCAGUUGCAUAUUAUGGCUAUAUAUCAGAAAAGAGUAACGUUUACAGAAAACCGUGUGUUUAAGGCAUUUGGAUCCGUUUCACCUUGAUCUAAACAGGCAUACUUAUUUUUAAUACAUAUACGGAAAAGCAAACUGCUGUAAGCCGUACUGAACUUGCAGCCAAUUGGUAGCGUAUGUACGAUGUUAAUGUAUCACAUUGAAUUUAAAAUGAAAAAAUAGUAAUACAGGAAGAAACGAGCUGCUAUUUGA
Molecule: messenger RNA, 3346 nt
Organism: Mytilus californianus (California mussel)
Lineage: Eukaryota; Metazoa; Mollusca; Bivalvia; Mytilida; Mytilidae
Exons: 11
Coding region: 232-2280 (682 amino acids)
Molecular function (GO): GTP binding; protein binding
Source: RefSeq, a predicted model, not a curated record